Arvicanthis niloticus (Nile rat) is the source of this 608-nucleotide messenger RNA. It is a transcript of the gene Bola2b, whose product is annotated as bolA family member 2B. Gene Ontology annotation, biological process: protein maturation; intracellular iron ion homeostasis. The record is from RefSeq and is a predicted model, not a curated record. NCBI's taxonomy places the organism in Eukaryota, Metazoa, Chordata, Mammalia, Rodentia, Muridae. Gene Ontology annotation, cellular component: cytosol; nucleus. Gene Ontology annotation, molecular function: 2 iron, 2 sulfur cluster binding.
GGAAAAGCACGGGAGGAUGGAUGGUCCUGCAAAUUCCUGGAAAACUGGCACAGCGACUUGGUGCGCCACCUGCAGGCUGGAGGAAGGUGUGCAAGCGAGGCCGCAUGACCGGCUGCCCUCCAGCCCUGCUCGGAUUGGCUAAUUCACGGGUGCCCUGAGACGGAAGUGCUGCCUAUGAGGCCGCCCUAGGAAGGGCGGAAGUGCGCGGCGUGGAGGAAGUGGCUGCAGUGAGGGCGGAAAGCGGAGUGGCGGGAUCCGAGGCGAGGUUCUGUGCACGCCGGACUGUGGCCCUGUCGGGCUGUGGUCAUGGAACUCAGCGCCGACUACCUCCGCGAGAAGCUGCGGCAGGACCUGGAAGCAGAGCAUGUGGAGGUGGAGGACACGACUCAGAACCGUUGCGCGACCAGCUUCCGAGUCCUGGUGGUGUCGGCUAAAUUCGAGGGAAAGCCACUGCUUCAGAGACACCGGCUGGUGAACGAGUGCUUAGCCGAAGAGCUCCCUCAUAUCCAUGCCUUUGAGCAGAAAACUCUAACCCCAGAGCAGUGGACCCGACAGCGGCGGGAAUGAGGGACCCAGACCAGAACAGGCAUUAAAUUUUAAACCUGGUC